AUGUUUGAAUUAAGGCUGGUACAAGGCAGUUUGUUGAAGAGGGUAAUUGACGCCAUUAAAGAUCUUGUCAAUGACGCCAAUUUCGACUGUUCUUCCACCGGAUUUUCUCUCCAAGCCAUGGAUUCUAGCCAUGUCGCUCUUGUUGCUCUCCUCCUUCGGUCCGAGGGGUUCGAGCAUUUCCGGUGCGACCGGACCUUUUCCAUGGGUAUGAGUAUUGCUAAUAUGGCUAAGAUGCUGAAAUGUGCCUCCAAUGAUGAUAUUAUUACCAUUAAGGCUGAUGACGGCACUGAUACUGUCACCUUCAUGUUCGAGAGCCCUUCACAAGAUAAGAUAUCAGAUAUCGAAAUGAAACUGAUGGAUAUUGACAGCGAUCACCUGGGGAUCCCAGAUGCCGAAUAUGAUGCAAUUGUUCGAAUGCCAUCAUCGGAGUUUUCUAGUAUUUGUUCAAGUCUUUCCUCGAUUGGUGAUACUGUUACUAUCACUGUGUCAAAGCAAGGUGUAACUUUCUCUACGAAAGGUGACAUUGGAUCUGGAAACAUUACCUGCAGACAGAAUUCCUCAACAGAGAAGCCAGAGGAAGCCACCAUCAUUGAGAUGAAAGAACCAGUUUGUUUGACAUUUGCUCUCAAGUAUAUCACUACCUUCACCAAAGCAACCUCGCUGUCCAGCCAAGUGACCAUUAGCUUAUCCUCAGAUAUGCCAGUGGUGGUGGAAUACAAGAUCGCUGAAAUGGGCCAUGUCAGGUACUACCUGGCUCCUAAGAUUGGAGAAGAAGAGUUAGAGACCAACCCUCAGCCUGAAACCAGGCCUAGAACACAGCCUCCUGCAAUAAACCACACUAAAACCGAGGCUCAAGAAGCUGUGCCUCUGACUAUAACGGGCAACAAGCAAGAAUAUGGAGAAGAUGAAAUUGUAGAAGGUUAUGAAACUGUAGAAGAUUCCCAGGUUAAGAUGGAAACUGAAAGUGGAGCUGAAGUGAAACCUAAAGGGGAGAAAAAGCCAGUGAAGGCAGAAUUAGUUACGGAGCAAGACUUCAAGAUGGAAACUGAUUCUGAGGCUGAGAUUAAGCCUACGACAGAAGCAACCCAACCAAAGGCAGAAGUUGAAGUUAUGGAACUGGAGUGAUCUCUUUGAGCUGAAUCACCUACCUUUAUCUUGAUCUCUUGAAACGUGUUCAUAGUAGACUUAGUAGAGAUUUUUGGCAGCAUUUUAUCUGGCUGGGAAGGUUUUUAGGACCGUUUUGGCAUUUUAUUUGAUUUGAUUUGAUAAUUCUUGGUCCUGAAACCAUUUUGAUGUAAAUCGGUAAUUGGUUAGAUGUAGAAAUUUAGGGCUUUCUUCCCAGAGUUCCCUUCACUUUUGUAGUUGCUGUGUGCUACCAGAAAAACAAGGAAUUGUUGCAACAGGUUUCUAUAUAGAAUGGUCUUUCUACUAGUACUA
Chenopodium quinoa (quinoa) is the source of this 1437-nucleotide messenger RNA. RefSeq names its product proliferating cell nuclear antigen-like. The transcript is spliced from 4 exons. Gene Ontology annotation, molecular function: DNA polymerase processivity factor activity; DNA binding. Gene Ontology annotation, cellular component: PCNA complex. The record is from RefSeq and is a predicted model, not a curated record. The coding region runs from base 1 to 1125 and encodes 374 amino acids. Gene Ontology annotation, biological process: translesion synthesis; mismatch repair; leading strand elongation. NCBI's taxonomy places the organism in Eukaryota, Viridiplantae, Streptophyta, Magnoliopsida, Caryophyllales, Amaranthaceae.